GUCUGGGUCUCUGUUUUCAAGACAUCAGGAUCUGUCUUUGCAUGAAAAGAUCAUGGCUACAGCCCCACCAGCUGCCCCACCAGCUGCCCCACCAGCUGCCCCACCAGCUGCCCCAGCAGCUUCCAAAACUAGGAAGCAACUAGACCGUCCACAGACCGAGGAAGAACUAGCAUUUUAUGCUCGGAAUCACUUAUUCAUGACGGUCUGUGCAGUGAUUCUUUUCCCACCCUUGGGAUUGGCAGCCCUCUACUUCAGCCGCCAGACCGACGAGGCCAAUAAGUGCAGCGACUGGGAUGAUGCGUAUCUCAACUCAACUCGAACUAUAUGGAUGGAUGUAUUCGCCAUUCUCGUGGGUUUAAUCCUCAUCUACACAUAUGUCCUACUUAUAUGAUGGCUAGACCAGCAUCCACGGGCUGCACUCCCCGACAGACACGCCCACUUAGACACAGACCAGCCACCAAGAAAAAUCUCAGAGCUUCAGACAUCCCUUAGCCAGGAAACCCACGAACCAAAAAAGUUCAACACCCAAGCAACCCGCCAGCCCAAGAAGCCCCGGGGCCACCUACCAGCAUACCAACUCACUGUCAUUUGGCCUCCACAGCUGUCUCCAUCCAUCUUGAAGGCCCACACUCAAGUCCUAAAUCCGUGUAAGCCUGAAAAGAAAAAAAAAUCAUAUUUCUUAGCCCAAUAAAACUAAAGGGAAUAUUCUGGCUUA
Messenger RNA from Myodes glareolus (Bank vole), 715 nucleotides. RefSeq names its product PMIS2 transmembrane protein (gene Pmis2). NCBI's taxonomy places the organism in Eukaryota, Metazoa, Chordata, Mammalia, Rodentia, Cricetidae. Gene Ontology annotation, cellular component: intracellular membrane-bounded organelle; membrane. The record is from RefSeq and is a predicted model, not a curated record.